UAACUGCCUGCCUGUGAAUGUUCGUUCUGACGUGACGUGUACUUCCUCGAUGGGUGGUGCUGCGCUACUUUCAGGAAACAAUUGUGAAAGUAAAUAGCAGAUCAUUAAGCUGGACAGUCUGCCGAAGCGCUGAGCGAUAAUAACGAGGGGCUACAGGGUCACAAACGCGGACAUGGAGACGAGUGCUUACGGUGCUUCGCUGGCCGGUGGAGCCUUUGAUUUCUGGGGCUUUCUGAAACGACCGCAGACUGUCGUCCGGCUGCUCAGUUGGCUCUUCUCCAUAGUGGUGUUUGCUACCAUCCUUUCUGAAGGCUACAUGAAUGAAGAGCAUGUAGACACCACUAAAUGCAUGUUCAAUCAGAAUGACAGUGCUUGCAGCUAUGGAAUUGGUAUUGGAAUUUUAGCUUUCCUGGCCUGUGUUGUCUUUAUUGUGCUGGAUGCCUACUUCCCCCAGAUAAGCAAUGCCAACGACAGAAAAUACAUCGUCUUGGGUGAUCUUGGUUUCUCUGGUGCGUGGACGUUCCUGUGGUUUGUGUGUUUCUGCUUCCUAGCCAAUCAGUGGUCUCACACUACUCAAACAGCUGUAAUAGCUGAUGCAGCUCGAGCUGUGGUGGCCUUUUCCUUCUUCUCCACUGCCACCUGGGCCAUGCUAACUGUGCUUGCAUUUCGACGAUACCGCCAAGGAAUGGACGAGGUUGGCCUAGGCUACAAUGAUCCAGCCGGCGACCAUACUUCCCCAUACCCUUCUGCAUAUGCUGGUGCUCCAGAGGGUUACCAGCAGUCCCCAUUCACCGCCAGUUCUGCGGGACAGGGAGGCUAUCAGCCUCCCGCGUACUGAGGGUGAAGGCAUUUUAACGCUUCUGAGAGGCUCACCUGUGUGGACUGUGUUUCAUAUGCUCCACUUUUUUCCUUUUCCAUAAGAGUUUAAAUUGUGACCAGGGAUUUGGUGUGCUUCGCUAGUGUGUAUUUUCGUGUUUGGAAAAAGCUAUUUAUUUUGAUUUCGUUUUGAUGCAAAUUCUAAACCCCUAUGUGUAAACGAUCUUUGCACUUCUGCAGAAUUAUCUUGCUAGUUUUUUUUUUCUUCUUCUCCAAAUUAGUUUCUGAAAAACAGAUUCAACACCAGCUGCAGUUUUUACGUUUUUGAAAUAGAUGGAAUUCGCUUUAUUCCAUGUCUUGAAUGCACAAUCACAUAAUGUAUGAACAUCUACAGAACUGACAUGCCUUAACGGUAGAGUCGUUUCCAUACAAAACCGAAAUCUAAACAAAAUUCCUCAUAUGCAGAUAAUAGAAAGUGAACAAGUGCCAAAUACAUUACCACAACUGAGUAAUUCCUUAAAAGCACUGCUUUGCCAUAUAUCACAUUUGUUGAAAAGUAUGCACUAAAUCUCAUACUAAAGUAUGCCAAAUGGCUUUAUUUACUGCUAACUUCAAUCUUGAGUCUAGAAUAGAUAACUGUUGAAUAGUUAGAUUGAGGUUGUGAGAUAGGAAUUGAAACGAGUAAACUACUGUAAAUGUGCUUUAAUUUAAUUUUUGACAGACAAUGGGCUUUGUGUGAAUACUAAGCCUUAUUUUUGUAAACUUUAAGCACCUGAGUAUUGAAGUAUGAAACAGUCAUAUAAUGAAAUAUUGUUGACGACUUCUAGCAGUUUACCUUUAAAAUGCUCUUUUAUGUCAGGCCAAAUUCACUGCAAGAUUUCUACCUCUUACUAUUGAAAUUGUGCCUUAUUUUGAAAGUAAUAUCUAGGAAUUGACAUUAUUUCCAAGGAAUUUCUAUACAUGUAUUUCUGCAUAGACUAUUUUAGAAGACUUUUACUGUUUUCUUGAUUUCCCUCAAAUGAA
Sinocyclocheilus grahami is the source of this 1839-nucleotide messenger RNA. It is a transcript of the gene syngr2a, whose product is annotated as synaptogyrin 2a. The transcript has 4 exons. Bases 173 to 838 code for a protein of 221 amino acids. The record is from RefSeq and is a predicted model, not a curated record. NCBI's taxonomy places the organism in Eukaryota, Metazoa, Chordata, Actinopteri, Cypriniformes, Cyprinidae. Gene Ontology annotation, cellular component: synaptic vesicle membrane; neuromuscular junction.